CACACCGGGUUUAGCAUUAGCACAAAUUGAUGUACAUUUACUUCUGGAAUUGAGCCACAUUGGCAUGUAGGCUCACUUAGGUAGAGCGUGUUAUCUUUCAUCAGCAUUAGCUGGUAAGCUAAACGGCUAGCUGCGUUUGCCAGUUAGCUCACUGCUGGCUAGUUAGCUGUCGCCAGCUUCAGAGAGAAUAAGCACAGUCGUUUGCGUCGCUGGCUAGCUCUCCUGACUUCCAUGAAGACAGUCUGAACAGGCUCCAGGACGCCCUGUUUAUCGCUAUAUAACCAACUAAAAAAAGAGAUAACUAGUUGCACCAGUGUGUUGUUAUUGUUAGUAUUAUUUUUUACAGGUACAGGAUGUUAAAACGGCACCAGGGAUCAGUGUCUUGAACAUGAUCUGACCAGAUCUGAUGGAUUUCCAGCUCAUUCUCUCCGUCUUCUAUCACGCUGGCUAAUCAACAAUAGAGAUGUUAAUAUCCGUCCAGUUCUCUGCGAGGUUCACGUCGUCGUGUUUGCACCCGUUUGAUUUAACGGAUGUCUAACUGAAAUGUAUAAAUGAGGAGGAUCAGUGGUUGAUCAUCAGGCCUGUGACACAUGAACAGUCGAGAAAUACCACUUGGCUUAGCAUGUAAAAAUGGCUGACCUAGCAAAAGCACGGGGCUGAGACAUUUUUUUGCUUCUUUGCUUUCCUGAUACAGCUCACCCGUGCAAAUAUGAACUGCUAUUUGGUUAAGGAAACAUAGUUAUUCUCGGACAGUUUAGUUUCGUCGACCUUCAUAUGGUCUACAUUUACAGUAUUUGGCUGCUCCGAGCACUGUUUCUUUCGCAGGAGUACAUUGGUGUGAACAUUCAGCGCUGCUUCUCUGGUUAGACCCAGCCUUUGCUCCUCUUCCCCAAGGAUCAUGGCCAAAGAUGCUGGUCUGAUUGAGGCCAAUGGGGAGUUGAAGGUUUUCAUUGACCAGAAUCUGAGUCCAGGUAAAGGAGUUUUGUCUUUAGUGACUGUACAUCCACAGUCAGUUGCAGUAGGAAAACAACUUUUGCCAAAAACCCUGGGCCCUUCAAAUGUCAACAUUGCUCCUCAGAUGGUCAUUGGGACACCUCAGAGGCCAAGUGGGUCCAACGUGCUCCUAAUGAACAGUCCUCACACACCCAGCUCUCAGUUCAUCACUCAGAGCCAACCUCCUGAUGCCUCUCCGUGGUCCUCAGGGAAAAGAAGUAAGAAGGGGGAAAAGAACGGGAAAGGUCUGAGGCAUUUUUCUAUGAAGGUGUGUGAGAAGGUACAGAAAAAGGGUGUUACCACAUACAAUGAAGUAGCAGAUGAGCUGGUGGCCGAAUUCAGCUCUGGUGACAACCACAUCUCCCCAAAUGAUGCGCAAGUAUAUGAUCAGAAGAAUAUUCGGCGGCGUGUAUAUGACGCUCUCAAUGUGCUGAUGGCCAUGAACAUAAUUUCAAAGGAGAAGAAGGAGAUCAAGUGGAUUGGGCUUCCCACCAACUCAGCCCAGGAAUGCCAGAAUCUGGAGGUGGAGAGGCAAAGACGUCUAGAGAGAAUCAAGCAAAAACAGUCACAACUCCAAGAACUCAUUUUACAGCAAAUUGCGUUUAAGAACCUUGUGCAGCGUAACCGCCAAACAGAACAGCAAACAAACAGACCACCACCAGAAAAUUCAGUCAUUCACCUGCCCUUUAUCAUCAUAAACACCAGCAAGAAAACUGUCAUUGACUGCAGCAUCUCCAAUGACAAGUUUGAGUACCUCUUCAACUUUGACAGCAUGUUUGAGAUCCAUGAUGAUAUUGAGGUAUUGAAGCGCAUGGGCAUGGCAUGUGGCCUAGAGGUUGGCAAGUGCUCUGCUGAAGACCUCAAAGUUGCCAGGAGCCUGGUGCCUAAAGCACUGGAGCCUUAUGUCACAGAAAUGGCACAGGGUCCAAUCAGUAACGUCUACAUGACAGGGACUUCAUCUGCCAAUGGGAGUCGCUAUCAUAUCAGCAGUGAAAGUGGAGCAGAUGGAACAAUGGCCUCCAGCUCCAAUGACUCACACUACAGUGGUUCUCGGGUCGAAACCCCAGUUUCUUACAUGGACGAUGACGACGACGAUGAUGACUAUGAUGAAAAUGACGAAGAUGACUAACCCUCUCAGGCCACACUUCCUCCAACAGCUAUAUUCGUGGGGUUUAUUGUAUACACACAAGCUUCCUCUCCCCGUCUGCUACUAGCACACCUUUAAUUUCCCUCUCUCUCUUUUUAUCUUGAAGGGCAUUGAGAAGCAUGGGCUUUAAAGAGGUGUGUUGAUUUCAUCCAGCCCUUUCUGCUGUAUGGCUUAGGCUGUUAAAUCACAGCACCGUGCUAGUGCGGAUAUUUGGUCCUGAUAGCUCUAGUUUUCAACAAAAAAAAAAAAAAAAAAAAAAAAAAGGGACUUUUAUGGGACUUUGAAGUUGCAGCACUAUGCCGUCCAGCAUCUGCUGGAAUUAGCAUGACUUACAAAAGAACCCCCUCUCAGCCAGACACCAACCUGCUGUUGGAGAAUGCGUAGUGUGACCUCUGUAUAACAUAGUUAGGCUAUCUGCUUUUGAACAAUUGUUUAUUUUUUUUUAACGUGCUGGCGUAUUCUGAAGAUUCAGAUGGCUGCCACCUCCUAGACUGUAGGCGCAAAGAAUCAGCACAGCCAGCUUACCAUUUCGCCCCGUCGGGGCAAGUCUUUGGAUGUAUGGACACUUUUUGUAAGAUUGGAGGAAUUAAUGGCUUUUUUUUUUUUUUUUUUUUUUUGUAGAUUUCGUGUGUGUGUGUGUGUGUGUGUGUGUGUGUGUGUGUGUGUGUGUGUGUGUGUUUGGUUUCCUGUUAUUCUGUGGGCAGCUGUUGUAGGGAGCUCUGUUGAACAGCCAUUUUUUUUUGUUGUUUGAGCUUUAGAGGUGAACCUCUCCUGUUGUUCCCUCUUUGUGUUUUACAACUGACAGUCAUCAGGAAAUCAGAGAAACUUUAUUAUCCACUGAAAUUUAUAGGAAAUCAAACCUCUAAAGAUUAGUUUCUCAUUUCCUCUCCAGGUCAGUAACACUACGGAGUAUGUAUGAUUAUUAUCCCAGUAUGAGGUAUAUAUAUAUAUAUAUAUUUUUUGGACUCCCCUGGAAAAUGUUAAAAAAAAAAAAAGAA
Messenger RNA from Pangasianodon hypophthalmus (striped catfish), 3138 nucleotides. RefSeq names its product transcription factor Dp-1, a (gene tfdp1a). Gene Ontology annotation, molecular function: RNA polymerase II transcription regulatory region sequence-specific DNA binding; DNA-binding transcription factor activity, RNA polymerase II-specific. Gene Ontology annotation, biological process: regulation of transcription by RNA polymerase II; regulation of cell cycle. The record is from RefSeq and is a predicted model, not a curated record. NCBI's taxonomy places the organism in Eukaryota, Metazoa, Chordata, Actinopteri, Siluriformes, Pangasiidae. Gene Ontology annotation, cellular component: transcription regulator complex; nucleus. The transcript is spliced from 12 exons. The coding region runs from base 899 to 2122 and encodes 407 amino acids.